GAGAAGGAGGAUUUUAUUCACUAUGAAGUUUCUUAGUGUGUUGGCUAUUGUGUUAGCCCUUGCUUCUGCCGAAAUUUACUUCCAGGAGAAGUUCGACGAGGGUUAUGAAGAUCGUUGGGUGCAGCCUACUGAGUGGAAGAAGGCUGACGAAAUGGGUAAAUGGGGUUGGACCGCUGGAAAGUGGUACGGAGACGCGGAGGACAAGGGUAUCCAGACUAGUCAGGAUGCUCGUUUCUAUGGCUACUCUGCCAAGAUGAACAAGGUCUUCAACAACGAGGGAAAGGACCUGGUUCUCCAGUUCACCACCAAGUAUGAGCAGGACAUCGACUGCGGCGGUGCCUACAUUAAGCUGCUUCCUUCCGAGACGGACCAGGAGUCCUUCGGUGGAGAUUCCAAGUACAGCAUCAUGUUCGGACCUGAUAUUUGCGGAUCCUCGAACCAGAAGACGCAUAUCAUUCUCAAUUACAAGGGACAGAACCUGGAGAGCACUGAGAAGUUCCGUGCUGUGAUUGACAACCUCUCUCACAUGUACACUCUCAUUAUCCACCCCGACAACACCUUCGAGUACCGCAUUGAUGGUGUGGAGGAGGCGCACGGCAACCUGGAGGACGGCUGGAAGUUCCUUCCCCCCAAGAUGAUCGCGGACCCCACCGACAAGAAGCCCGCUGACUGGGUGGACGAGGCUCAGAUCCCCGACCCCACCGACAAGAAGCCUGAGGACUGGGACGACAUCCCAGCUGAGAUUCCGGACCCCGAUGCGGAGAAGCCCGAGGACUGGGACGAUGAGGACGACGGCGACUGGGAGCCUCCGAUGAUCCCGAACCCCGAGUACAAGGGAGAGUGGCAGCCGAAGAUGAUCGACAACCCCGAUUACAAGGGAGAGUGGGCUCCGCGAAUGAUCGAGAACCCCGAUUACGUGGCGGACGACAAGCUGUACAAUGUGUGCAAGGACUGCGAGUAUGUGGGAUUCGAGCUGUGGCAGGUGCGCUCGGGAUCGAUUUUUGAUGAUAUUAUCGUGUGCGAUGACGUGAAGGAGGCUGAGGAGUUCGCGAAGGAGACGUUCUUCAAGAAGGUGGAGGGAGAGAAGAAGAUGUAUGAGGAGUUCAAGGAGCAGGAGAAGCGCGCCCAGGAGGAGGAGCUCCAGGCCGCCAGUGCUGCCGAUGAUGAGGAUUAUGAGGAGGAGGAUGAUCUGUAAGCAGGGUG
Messenger RNA from Blastocystis hominis, 1203 nucleotides. RefSeq lists its product as hypothetical. Gene Ontology annotation, biological process: protein folding. The coding region runs from base 23 to 1195 and encodes 390 amino acids. NCBI's taxonomy places the organism in Eukaryota, Bigyra, Opalinata, Blastocystidae. Gene Ontology annotation, cellular component: endoplasmic reticulum; endoplasmic reticulum membrane. The record is from RefSeq and is a predicted model, not a curated record. The transcript is spliced from 3 exons. Gene Ontology annotation, molecular function: calcium ion binding.